ACGCCAGGCCCGUACACGUCACGACCAGGUGGCGCCCCUCCCCACUUCCUUAUUUCCUCACACUAAAACACUAACGUUACAACAGGACACAACAUCCAACAACUCAAGAUGUUCAGCUGGCUCUCUCUGCUCGUCGUUUGCGCCUUGGCGCGAGUAAACGCAGACGACGUCUUAGACUACUCUGGAGACGACUUUUCAGAUCGUAUCGGCGAACAUGACGUCGCUCUUGUGGAGUUCUUCGCCCCUUGGUGUGGCCAUUGCAAGAGGCUCGCUCCGGAGUACGAGAAAGCUGCUACAGUCCUGAAGGACAACGACCCCCCUGUGGCACUGGUGAAGGUUGAUUGCACAUCAGAAUCAGGAGGAAAGGACACCUGCAGCAAGUUCGGCGUGAGCGGGUACCCCACGCUGAAGAUCUUCCGCGGCGGAGAGUUCUCCUCUGAGUACCAGGGCCCGCGGGAACAGAAUGGAAUCGUGAGCUUCAUGAGGAAGCAGGUCGGCCCCAGCGCUAAACCUGUUCUGGACAAGGACGCCAUGGAGAAGUUCAUCGGCAACUCCGAGCCCAGCGUCGUAGGUUUCUUUGCGGAAGACAGUGACCUGAAGAAGGCUUUCCUGAAGACAGCAGACAACAACCGCGAUGACUACAGGUUUGCCUACACCGAGGCCAGGGACGUCAUCGACAAGUACGGGUACCAGGACGAUGCUGUCGUGCUGUUCUACCCACCUCGCCUCCACAACAAGUUUGAGGAGAAACAGCUGGUCUACGAAGGAAAGUCCUCCGAGAACAAGAUCAAGACGUGGCUCAAGGACAACGUUCUGGGACUGUGCGGCCACAUGACCGACGGCAACGCAGACAAGUUCAAGAAGCCGCUGGUGGUGGCUUACUACGACGUGGACUAUGUGAAAAAUGCUAAAGGAAGUAACUACUGGAGAAACAGGGUCUUGAAGGUAGCCACCAAGCUGAAGGAGGAAGGGAAGGAGGUUUACUUUGCCAUCGCUGCGAGAGGAGACUUCUACGGUCAGCUGUCCGAGUUCGGCCUGGACUCCAGCAGUUCGGACAAGCCGGUCGUCGCUGCCAGGGAUACAAGUGACGACAAGUUCAUCAUGAAGGAUGAAUUCAGUGUUGACAACCUGGAGAAGUUUGUGCGUGACUUCCUGGAUGGGAAAGUGAAGAGGUACCUGAAGUCGGAGCCUGUUCCUGAAGAUAACGACGGACCAGUCAAGGUCGUCGUUGCUGAGAACUUCGACGAGAUCGUCAUGGACGACACAAAAGACGUGCUGAUAGAAUUCUACGCUCCAUGGUGCGGGCACUGCAAGAACCUGGCUCCAAAAUGGGACGAGCUGGGAGAAAAGUUAAAGGAUACAGAGAGCAUCGUCAUCGCCAAGAUGGAUGCUACAGCCAACGACACACCUGGGGCCUUCAAAGUGUCAGGGUUCCCUACGAUAUUCUGGGCGCCGGCAGGAGGCAAAGAUAAUCCAGAAAAAUACAAUGGUGGUCGAGAGGUCGACGACUUCAUGUCCUUCCUGAAGAGGAAAGCCACACACGCGAGGGACGAGCUCUGAGGCGGCACAAACAGCAGGACAUAGACACAAACCCCACAUAGUCCGUACACAGCGCAGAUAGCUUUAUUAUUAUGUAUAUGUCAGCAAAUGCAGAGACUUGA
Branchiostoma floridae (Florida lancelet) is the source of this 1661-nucleotide messenger RNA. Its product is annotated as protein disulfide-isomerase A3-like. The transcript is spliced from 14 exons. The record is from RefSeq and is a predicted model, not a curated record. Gene Ontology annotation, molecular function: protein disulfide isomerase activity. Gene Ontology annotation, biological process: response to endoplasmic reticulum stress; protein folding. Gene Ontology annotation, cellular component: cell surface; endoplasmic reticulum. Lineage: Eukaryota; Metazoa; Chordata; Leptocardii; Amphioxiformes; Branchiostomatidae. The coding region runs from base 109 to 1560 and encodes 483 amino acids.